Messenger RNA from Ctenocephalides felis (cat flea), 1130 nucleotides. Its product is annotated as mitochondrial GTPase 1-like. The coding region runs from base 134 to 1129 and encodes 331 amino acids. Gene Ontology annotation, cellular component: mitochondrion. The transcript has a single exon. NCBI's taxonomy places the organism in Eukaryota, Metazoa, Arthropoda, Insecta, Siphonaptera, Pulicidae. The record is from RefSeq and is a predicted model, not a curated record. Gene Ontology annotation, molecular function: GTPase activity; GTP binding.
UUUUGACCAUAACCUAUACUAUAAGUAAUUAAAUAACCUAAAAAAUGCAUUCAAAUGCGUCCCAAGGAAUAAUAAAUAAAAUUAUAAAUUCACUUUACAUUGAUUUUAAAGACUCAAUAUAAAUAAAACAACAAUGACUCACAAAAUUAAUAAGAGUUCCUUCCGUACAGCAUUUCGAAUUGUAAAUAAAGAUAUUAUAAAUUGGUUUCCCGGUCAUAUGGGCUUGGGUUUGAAACAAAUGCAACAAAAAUUAAAAUUGGUAGAUCUAGUCAUUGAAGUGCACGACUCCCGAAUACCGUUAUCCGGUAGAAAUCCAAAUUUUAAACACACAAUCAGCGCAAUCAAACCUCACAUUUUAAUAUUAAAUAAGAAAGACUUAACAGACAAUUCCUACAAUUCACAGGUAAUAAAAAGACUCAGAGAAGAAGAGCAAAUCAAACAUGUUUUAUAUACAAAUUGCAAAGAUCAGACAUGUUCUGGAAUAAAACGAAUCAUGCCUCUUGCUAAAGAAUUAAUUACUAACUCAGAUAGAUUCAAUCGGGCCGAUAAUAAAGAAUUUUGUAUAAUGGUUAUAGGAGUUCCUAAUGUAGGCAAAUCAUCAAUUAUUAAUGUUUUAAGGAAUCGUCACUUGAAAAAAAAAGGUGCAUCACACGUUGGAGCAGUUGCUGGAAUAACAAGAAGUGUUCUUAAUAGAAUUAAAAUAGCUGAAGAUCCUCCGAUUUAUUUAUUAGAUACACCUGGAAUUCUUAUGCCUAAUAUUAAAGAUACUGAAACAGGAAUGAAAUUGGCAUUAUGUUCUUGCUUGCAAGAUCAUCAAGUAGGGCCAAUAAAUAUUGCAGAUUAUUUCCUAUUCUGGAUGAAUCAAAAUGAAAAUUAUUCAUAUGUGGAUUUACUUGGUUUACAAGAACCUAGUGAUGAUAUCGCCAAAGUCCUGUUAACUGGAGCAAAUUUUUUAGAAAAAACUAUUGUUAAAAAGCGAUAUGAUAAUUAUUUGAUGAAAAUACCUCAUCUGGAAGCGGCUGCAAUCCAUAUGAUAAAAGCUUUUAGAACUGGAUCAUUAGGAAAAGUUUUUUUAGACAAUAAUUUUUUUCCAAAAAAAGAAUCAAACAAAAUUGAAACACAAGUUUAGU